AUACGGGUUAAUGACACCGAAUUAAUGACACGUUAUUGGAAAUCUUACCUCAUAUGAACCCUUAUUAGUUAACCAAUGUAUUCCUUCUGUAAUCAGAAGACAAAUAAUCACCCCUAGCAAAAUGUAUAAAUCUCCAGCCCCCCCACUCCACAAAAGAAGCAAAGCAACUAGUCUAAUAUUUCUUUGUUUUCCCUUAGUUGUUGUGCGUGAAAAUUAAUUAUAAACAUAUCUGUCACAAGACCAAAAUAUGGCAUCGAAAAGGAUCAAAAUUUGCAUGGCUUUAGUUGCAAUAGUGAGCAUGAUUUCAACAGGAGCAAUGGCUCAAUCCAAAUGCAUGAACGCAUUCUUUAGCAUGUAUUCAUGCCUUAGCUAUGUCACUGGAAAUUCAAAAACACCGUCUAGCUCUUGCUGUUCCGCCCUGUCUGGCGUGCUGCAGUCGCAGCCCAGGUGCCUUUGCACCAUUGCUAAUGGAGGCGGUUCGUCGUUGGGCGUCCAAAUUAAUCAAACUCUUGCACUUGCACUGCCUGGAGCAUGCAACCUGCAAACUCCUCCUGUUAGUAGAUGUUAUGCUGGUAAUGGACCGGCAAUGCCUCCAAUGCCAAUGGGUUCUUCACCAGUGGGUUCAGUACUUCCGACAGAACAGCAGAUUCUUAAACUGGUUCAUCGUUUUCAGGCUCGAAGACAACAGGGAGUAGCAGUACCUCUGAUGGAAGCCCCUUAAAUCUCCCUCUUCAAAUUGUUUGUUCCUUCUCUCUUUUCAUGGUUUCAUCUAGGAGUUCUAAAGAAGUAAUGUAUUUAUGUACUGUCAUGUUAUGUUAUGUUAUGUUAUGUUGUGAAGUGAUUUAUAUUACUACAUGUAUUUUGUAUCCUUUUCAAUUUACUCUCCUAGCAAUGAGAACUCCAAAAGUUUGAACA
Nicotiana tabacum (common tobacco) is the source of this 915-nucleotide messenger RNA. Its product is annotated as non-specific lipid transfer protein GPI-anchored 5. The record is from RefSeq and is a predicted model, not a curated record. Lineage: Eukaryota; Viridiplantae; Streptophyta; Magnoliopsida; Solanales; Solanaceae.